AGUAAAUUAAAUCUCUCUAAAUAAAAUGACGUUUAUCAAAAAUGUAAUGUACAGAACUGGAAAUAUUUUACCGAAUGUGGUACCGCAAAAGACGCUGAAAUCUAUCCAUACAGAAUGGAGGCGUCAUGCAACUGUCUACGAUACAUCAUUCAUAAGAGGUAUAUUUAGCAAGGUGGCAAAUAAAUAUGAUCUCAUGAAUGAUCUAAUGAGUCUAGGAAUACACCGCAUAUGGAAGGAUAUUUUCGUCAAAGAAACGAUAACCUUAUUCAGUGACAUCAACAAAAAUAUCGCAAACGCAACCUUAGAAGGAAAUACAUAUGAUGGAGAUACAAAUGUUAAAAUAAUGGAUCUUGCUGGAGGUACCGGAGAUAUCGCUUUCAGAAUCUUGGAUAAGAUGAAAAACAUUAAAAUGAAAGACGCAAGUGGAUUUAUAAUACACAAUCCCAGAUAUAGGAUUAAACCGGAAAUAACAGUAGUAGAUCCAUCUGUUGAAAUGACAGAUAUAGGUAGAAAUAAAGCUAUCAAUCUAGGAUACAGCAAUUAUGUUUCUUGGAUAAACGCAUCAGCUGAAUGUUUGCCAAUGGAGGAUAAUACAUAUGACAUUAUCACAUGUGCAUUCGGUGUACGUAACUUUAGUGAUAGGGAACAGGGUUUAAAAGAAUGUUAUAGAGUCCUGAAACCUGGUGGAAGGCUUAUGGUAUUGGAAUUUAGCCAUUGCGAAAAUGAUCUCCCAGCAGCAAUAUAUGACCGGUAUUCAGAAAUUGUUAUACCCACUCUGGGACAUUACGUGGCUAAUGAUAGAGCCGCUUAUCAAUACCUAGUAGACUCGAUUAGGAGCUUCCCGACACAGGAGGAAUUUGCAGAUCUCCUUAUUAAAUUGAACUACACAAUGGUCGCUUACCGCAACCUCACAACAGGAAUAGUUGCAAUACACUCGGCAUUUAAGCCACAGUAAAGCCCUAAAUCGUUGUAUUGAGUAAUGUUCCUAACCUAACAAUUAAUGUCUAUUCUACACAUCGUAAAAAUAA
This is a messenger RNA of Babesia bovis T2Bo, 1028 nucleotides long. RefSeq names its product ubiquinone/menaquinone biosynthesis methyltransferases family protein. Gene Ontology annotation, biological process: ubiquinone biosynthetic process. The transcript has a single exon. Gene Ontology annotation, molecular function: methyltransferase activity. The coding region runs from base 26 to 955 and encodes 309 amino acids. The record is from RefSeq and is a predicted model, not a curated record. NCBI's taxonomy places the organism in Eukaryota, Apicomplexa, Aconoidasida, Piroplasmida, Babesiidae.